This is a messenger RNA of Achroia grisella, 1992 nucleotides long. RefSeq lists its product as uncharacterized. Lineage: Eukaryota; Metazoa; Arthropoda; Insecta; Lepidoptera; Pyralidae. The coding region runs from base 104 to 457 and encodes 117 amino acids. The transcript has a single exon. The record is from RefSeq and is a predicted model, not a curated record.
CUCCCCGCGCCCGCCCGUGUCCUCGUCGGACGAGCGCGACACGCCCCCUCCGCCGCCGCCCCCGCCGCCCCGCACCGACUCCCUCCGCCUGUCCGCAGAGGACAUGGUGCUGGUCGCCAACGGGGGCAUGAGGACCCCCUCGGGGGCUCUGGCUCACUUCCUGGCCGCCUACACUCCGGCGGAGUUGUCCCUAGCCCGCAGCGACUACCUCCGCCCCCCUCUCUCCCCCAGUCGGUCCACCGUCUCCUCCGCUCAGAUCCAUCCCCGCUCAUCUCUUUCCUUGCGGGCGGAGAGCGCGGACGUCGACGACGGUGCCAGGCUGCUCCGCCCUAAGAUGCCGCAUCAAUCCUACUCCUACAGCGUCCACACUCUCAGGCGCCAGCAUCGAACCCGCUCCCCUCCCUGCGACUGUCUCCCGGUCGAUCCGAUUCCCCCUCCCGAGCUCUUCGAUUUUUAAAAGUCACUGCUCAAUUUCGUCGCUGACUUUCGUGAUCGAUUCUGUUUUUGAAUUUAUAUCGACUUUGAUAAUUUUAAAUUUAAAAAUGGAAUCGCUCAUUUUGUAUCUAUGAAGUUGUUUUCUGAACUGUCGAACUUAUUGUAGGUAAUGUUGUAAAUUAGUUCGAUUUUUAAAUUUGUCGAACGCUAACCGCGCAGUGUUGCACUGUUGUCGACGAAGGUUUCUCUCAAAGCGUACCUACAUAGUGAUGUAACAAUGAUUGACUCGUAUGUCGAUAGUUGGACAUUCUAAUGGUAUAAUGUGCCAAUGAGGACUCAGGAAGAAAUCGCGCUCGGAAGCGUACAAGGUUAAUUCGUGUAUGUUUAUUGUAACUUAAUUUAAUGUUUAGUUGAAUUAUGCGAAUCGCUCUCAAUUUUACGCCACUUGUAAUAUAGUUUUACUCAUGAAUUUUUAUUCUUUGCCCCUUAUGUAGAUAUGUAAGUUGACUGAUCGGUCGACGAUACCGCACGUCCCGUUGUUUUUUAUGUAUUUUUCCUGUUUAUUUAUAUCGAUAUAUUCUCGAUUAGUUUCAUCGUUGCACGGAAUAAUGUUUUUCUAAAAGACAUUUUGUUUAGUGGGCCACGAGCGGUACCAUCGACCCAGUAGGAUCGUUCGUGCUAUGGCUUACCAUAUAAUAAUACGUAUUUUUAUCUUGUAAUAAUGUACAAAGUGAGUUCGCGCUCAACAGAUACAAUUUAGCGUUAGUUUAUUAAUUUUAGUGUUCUUUUCCAAUUGUAAUGACAAAUAUAAAUAUACAAAAACAUAUGGCUGUCGUCGAAUAGCGAUAUAACUGUUCAUAUUAUCGGUAUAGUAAUUGUACUGUAAGUCUGUGUCGAGCGACCGGUUUGUGUUGGCACGCAAUGUUAUGGAUGCUGCGAGGGGCCGUGUUUCAAGAUGAACUGGUCGGUCGGCGGUGGCGCGGUCGCCCAUUGCAUUCUUUCUAAUUGUAAGGCUGGAUUAGAAAGUGUCAAAAGUUCUCUAUAAUGUUACAGGUUGAAAUCACAAUCUAGACUCUAGCUAUAAUUACACUAAAUAAAAAAAUAUAUAUAAUGAAAUAAUUAUUAGAUGUGUAAUGUAUUUGUGAUCAAAGUAUUAUGGACUUCGUAGUUACAUAGCAAUAACGUUCAUAAUUGUAACUUUAUUUCUAAAUGUAAUCAGCCUUCAUUUUUUUUGUAAGUAACCGUUUUUUUGUGAUUUGGUGUGAUGCUUUUUUUUCUGUAUUCGUGUGUGACAUUUUCGCAUACUAGAUCUUAAAUAUUUAACGUAAGAUUGGAUGUGCAACGCAAUGCGGUGACCGUGGACAUUUUCUAUUAUUAUAUUUAAGUGUAGCGCUAUAAUUUUACAUGGAAUCACAAUUAUACACAUACAGACACCUCGGUCGGUCAUUGUCGCGCUGUCGGAACAAACCAUGCAUAUAUUGUCAAAUUCAUCUCUCAUGAAAUGUAAUUGUAUUUAUAAUUUUAUUUAUGUAAAAAGAUUAAUACCCAAUCUUCAAA